CUAGCAUUUCUCACUUCUUUGUAGUUGUCAGCAACAGAUUAGAGAGAUCUAUGGAUUUUCUUUAUUUUCUGUUUCCCUCUUCAUCCAACUGGCACAUACCCCCAAAGAUAAAACCUGGGUAAAAAAAAAAAGAAAAUCACAAGAAAUGACUGUCGAUCCAGUGAAGAAACAACCUGAAAUAGACGGCGCCGACCGAAAUGGAGCUGACAUCUCCGAUGACGAUGCUGACCAAUACCCUCUAGGAGAGGUAGCCAUUGAGGAUGGUGUUGCCACAGCAAAGAAGCGGAAGAACAGAAAGAGGAAGACUAAAAAGACGAAAACCAAAGUUCAAACUGAUCCCCCGUCCAUCCCCUUAUCUCAACUUUUCCCUAAUGGCGCCUAUCCGAAAGGGGAGGAGGUGGAAUACCAGAAUGAGAACCGCUACCGAACCACCGACGAAGAAAAACGAUACCUUGACAACCUCAACGCCGACUUUCUCUCGGACUACCGCCAAGCGGCUGAGACACAUCGACAGGUCCGUCAGUGGGCCCAGAGAAACAUCAAGCCGGGCCAAACCCUCCUGGAGAUAGCCAACGGGAUCGAGGAUAGUGCGAGGCGGCUCGUCGGCCACGACGGCUUGACGGAAGGCGACUCCUUGAUAGCCGGCAUGGGGUUCCCCACCGGCCUGAACAUCGACAACGUCGUAGCGCACUACAGCCCGAACGCCGGGUGCAAGUCUGUGCUUGCCGCGAGCAACGUGCUCAAAGUCGACAUCGGCGUGCACGUGGGCGGGCGGAUCGUGGACAGCGCCUUCACGAUGGCGUUCGACCCCGUCUACGACAACCUGCUGGCGGCCGUCAAGGACGCGACGAACACGGGCGUGCGAGAAGCCGGGAUCGACGUGCGGGUCGGCGAGCUCGGCGGCUACAUCCAGGAGGCGAUGGAGAGCUACGAGUGCGAGAUCGCCGGCACGGUGCACCCCGUGCGCGCGAUCCGCAACCUGUGCGGGCACACCAUCCUGCCGUACUCCAUCCACGGCACCAAGAGCGUGCCGUUCAUACGCACGAACGACAUGACCAAGAUGGAGGAGGGGGAUGUUUUUGCGAUCGAGACCUUCGGCAGCACCGGCAUCGGCCGCUACGUCGAGUGCGGCGAGGUCUCCCACUAUGCGCUGCGUCGGAACCCGAGGAGGACGGAUUUUUCGUUGUCCUCGACGAAGUCGCUGCUGAGCACGAUCAAGAAGAACUUUAGCACGAUUCCGUUUUGCAGGAGGUAUUUGGACAGGAUUGGGCAGGAGAAGUAUCUCUUUAGCCUGAACAAAUUAGUGAAAACCGGCAUCGUGGCAGACUACCCGCCGUUGAUCGAGAAGCCAGGGGCUUAUACGGCCCAGUUUGAGCACACAAUCCUCCUUCGACCAACCGUCAAAGAAGUUAUUAGCCGUGGAGACGACUUCUAAAAAUCUAGACAUGCGAGAUAUCGGAUCAGAUCGAUGCCCUCCUCACGCUUUAAAUCGCAUCCAAUCGCUCGAAAUUGGCAUACGAAGACAAUGAACAAAAUACCAACAAUAGAAAUGAUUAUUUAUCCCUAGUCCCAGCUGUCUUCCUACUACUUCCGCUGUAUCGUGAACUCUACACGCCCCCCUUAAUUCUCCAUGGGCUCCAAACACUCGGAAUCUUCGGGAUCUCGGCAAAAAACGAAUAGUAUGUAUG
This is a messenger RNA of Hypoxylon fragiforme, 1688 nucleotides long. RefSeq names its product MetAP 2-3. The transcript is spliced from 3 exons. Gene Ontology annotation, biological process: proteolysis. Gene Ontology annotation, molecular function: metalloaminopeptidase activity. NCBI's taxonomy places the organism in Eukaryota, Fungi, Ascomycota, Sordariomycetes, Xylariales, Hypoxylaceae. Bases 146 to 1435 code for a protein of 429 amino acids. The record is from RefSeq and is a predicted model, not a curated record.